AUGCCAACAGGAUUAGUUGAGUUUCGCCUUCCUAGCCAUAUCGCCGAAAGAAAAGCCAGAGAAAGCUUGCCAGAAUUAGAUAUGGACCUCUCGUGCUCAAUUAAUACCCAAAACUCAUCGGUAUCUGAGCUACCAUCACCAGUAACACCAACUUUCUCAACCCGAGGCCAUAUGAGGCACCCAAGCUCAGCUUCUUCGAUUGAAUCGCAAUAUCUCUAUGAAAGUCCUUCCUCUCCGAUAUUCACAAGCAACAAAUCCGGCAAACGAUCACUACCUGAUGUCCAAGAAGAACCUCGUUCUGAGAGGGAGAACGACUUUAUGUUCGAAGAAUAUGACGACGAUGUUCCGGAUUGCGAUGAACUUUACAAUUGUUUAUGCGAUGAUCUGUAUUGCUUGCAUAGAGAUACAUCUUCUACGGUCCAAAGCUCAGUUCAAUUAUCUACAAAUCAAGACCUUGAUUAUGAUCUUUCCGACGGAUUCUUUAGUGAUGGGGAAUUUUCAUCAUUAAAUUCAAGAUAUAAGAAGAGAAGAGGAAACGAAUCGCCAUUAAAUGGACUCACAUCUCGAUUCGGUACCAAGUUCCCUUCCUUCGCACGCAAAUGGAGUUCCCGGAAAGGCACGGGUUCGUCAGCAGCAUCUAUAUCAUCUGAUACACAACGAGAUUAUGCAAAUUCAAGAGCCCCUUCUAGUAGAUCAUCAUCAAGAUCAAAUUCGGGUCGUAGACAUCUGGACGAUAGUUCCGACCUUCACUUACCGCCUACUCCAACCGGGAGUGUCUUCGGAGGCCGCGAUAAUAGCUCGACGACAUCCUUCCUCGACAUCGAAAAGGCAAAAAGUAGUACCUCGGAAUUCGAAGAAGGAUUGGCCGGCACGCCGCUGCUUCCACCUCUCAUGAGCGAUGCCUCAAUUAAUGCGCAAUUUAAAAUGCAAUCGCCAUUACAAUCACCAUCUGUCGCGGACGCGAGUGAUCCAUUGUUUGGCACCAGCGCACCCAUGGAUUUCAUAACUACAUACCAAUUACCCGGAAUGCCAUCCCCGCCACUCAGUACUAAGCCCUCCAUUUCAUCUUUUCAUCGAUCGACAAUAAGAUCAAAUUACAUAGCCCCUUCUGAGAUUCCAGCCAUUCUCAUCGCCGAGGAAAAUGAUGAGUGGGCGAAUAAGCUUGGGCAUGCUAAUUUCGUCAUUCAUCCCGAGCCUUACGUCCCUGAGAAUUUCGACCUCGAAGCUUGUCGACAACUUCGAGCUGAUUGGGAUCUCGCGCGUUGCAACUAUACCAAACAUGUUGUGCGCACAGGUGAACACUAUGGAGUUACUUCAAAAACUUAUAAAUUGACUGAGGAAAAAUGGGCUCAAAUAGAUCUCAAGUGGAUGAAAAAUAAUGAACUCACAAUUGCGACUACAGCUCAGAGCUCCACAGACGCAUUCGCAACUCUAAAACAUAAUACACUUGGCAAUGGUUCUUCUAGCAACGUAAUGACCAAGAUUCCGUCGCUAAAUGACCCCCGCAGCGAAGGAAAAUUUCCUCAGCUUGGAGAUGAAGACAUCGUGGGACCAAUGGUUCAAGCAGCCGCGCAACUUCGGCGAAAUCCCAGCAAGAAAGCCAAGCUUUUCCGAUUCCUAACAGAAAAGUUCCCUGUAGGAUUAGGGAAACCUUGA
Molecule: messenger RNA, 1656 nt
Organism: Sclerotinia borealis F-4128
Lineage: Eukaryota; Fungi; Ascomycota; Leotiomycetes; Helotiales; Sclerotiniaceae
Source: the annotation of a GenBank genome assembly